This is a messenger RNA of Symbiodinium natans, 489 nucleotides long. The record is from the annotation of a GenBank genome assembly. Lineage: Eukaryota; Dinophyceae; Suessiales; Symbiodiniaceae.
AUGAGCAAGAAAAGGAUCCAGGAGAUCAUGGAACAAAGGCGGCUGAACAAGAUUGCCUCGUCGAAUGCGUGGCAUGCCAAGUUCGUGAAGAAGGGCGUUCUGAGAGAGGAUGGCAAGAAGCAGCCGAAGAGCGACGAGCCUGAGACCGAUGAGAAGCAGGAGACCGCAGCUCAGAAAGUGAACCCUGACAAGGCGAAGCAGAAGCAGGAGCCGUCUUCCAGCUCCGGCUCAGUGAACCCUGACAAGGCGAAGCAAAAGCAGGAGCCGUCUUCCAGCUCCGGCUCAAAGUUCAAGCCGUCAGCUCUCUUCCAUGCCAAAUGGGACUUUGUCUCUGGGCGGACACAGUUGGCUACCUGUUUCUUUAUUGUACGUGCCUUCCAGGCCUCCAACACCAAUAAGAACCUCAAGGGCCAAGAGCUGGUCAACGAGGCCAACAAGGCCAGCGCACUAACAUCGUGGUUUACACACACGUCACACCUGCAAACUUGA